This is a messenger RNA of Corticium candelabrum, 2224 nucleotides long. RefSeq lists its product as uncharacterized. Gene Ontology annotation, molecular function: protein binding. The transcript has a single exon. The coding region runs from base 13 to 1902 and encodes 629 amino acids. The record is from RefSeq and is a predicted model, not a curated record. NCBI's taxonomy places the organism in Eukaryota, Metazoa, Porifera, Homoscleromorpha, Homosclerophorida, Plakinidae.
GGACACUUCGAAAUGGAUCCGAAAUCUUUACAAACUAUGCGUGCGAGUGGUCUGCUGUGCGACUGCACGAUACAAAUUGGCGAUGAGCAGUUGCGAGUGCAUGGCGUAUUGAUGGCGUCACGUUCCGACUACUUUCGAAGUUUGCUGAAUUCGAGAAUGAAAGACGCCAACUUAGUCGAUCUAUCCAACAUGCCAGCAAACCACGAUACGAUUAACUUGAUCGUCGACUUCUGCUACGGCAUACCAGUUCAAGACAGACUCGAUGAGUCGAACAUCGGUCACGUGCUCUGUGCUGCUUCAUACCUCCAAAUGUCCGGACACAACAACCUAAUAGAGAUAUGUGAAGACAAACUGAGAGAACUAACGGAACAAAACCUAACCAGCUGCCUAAACAUUUUGUACAACUGUACUGACAUCGGAGUUGUUGCAGAGAGAGAAGGAGUGACGGAAAAGUGCGUGGAAGGGGCAGUAUGUCACUUCCAAUCGUAUCAAGAAGACGAAAAUGGGCCAUCCGAUGACCUUUGUAAGUCUCUCAAUUUUGAAAACCUUCCUAUUUGCUGGAUGGAGCAAAUUCUAGAAAUAAUGCAGCAAAGUGAAUGUGAUAUGUCGAUGAUCACGUCUGUGUCUACUGCAUACGUUACUUCUAUUAUCAACUGCUACGACAAAGGAAGUCAAAUGGAAGAAACCUCUCCCUAUUCUCUUGACCCUAGUCGCCCAUCAGCAGCAAGCUCGACAACUCUGCUCGAGGCAUUUGAAACAAUCAUGAGUUACGUUCCUGAUGAGGCAUCAACAUUAGGCUCAAAUGCAGCCGCCCCAAUUUGGUUUCCUAUAGCUUUGGAGUUCGCCACCACACAUUCACAGACAUCUGCUGGUCGUAUAUUCUCUAUGUGUGCAAGCAUAUAUGAGGAACUUGCAGACAUUAAUGAUGAUGACAUCGUUGUUUACAAGUUGAAACCAAACAUUAUAAUAGAACUGAACAGAGUGACUCAGGCCAAUCACAGCAAUUUUGCUGAUUGUGUAGAGGAAGUAACCGACCGCUACCUUCUAGUACAAGUUCGGCACCGAUCUCUAACUCCAUCUGAUUUUGUACACGUUUUGCAAUCAACUGAUUGGUGCAGCAGAGACUCGUUUGACGCUCCAUUUGUGGCUCUAAUCGAAAUGUUAGAAAUUCCCCAAGACGUCAUGAAGAUAAAUGAAGAUGAGAUUGCACACAUGGUCGCAAACAUUGAUUUUACAAAGUUGAAUCAAGAUAUGCUAGAAAGAGCAGCAACAGACACUAGAAUACCAAGACAAGUUGUUGUGAUGGCUGCAGUCAACGUUUGCUCAACCCUGCGCUCUCAACUUGCAAUCACAUCUAAGGCGCUUACUGACGAACAAAAGAAAACAGAAACGUUCAAAUCGGCCUUAGACACUGCAAAUCAACGUAUUAGACUGCUGCAGGCAGAAAACCAAACCUUACAGACUGAAAACCAAACCUUAAAGACUCAACUUCAAAUAGAGGAACAAAACAAAAUGAUGGCAUGGGUCAAGACAAUCAAUGGCUGUUGGACUGCAAAACAUAGUGGCAGACCACUCUGUGCUGGUAGAACCGAUGUUUGUCCUAAGCAAACUCUAAGCAUCACUGCUUAUUCUAACAGAUUCUUUUCCACUGGCAUUGAUUUGUGCAUUCGAGACGUUACGGUUAAGCCUGUGCAUUCUCGUGACCAAGGCAGUAUUGCUACCUUUCCGCCCCUCUCUAAUUUCUUUCAGUUAAGUAAGAUCUAUUUCGUGGUUCUUCGUCAAUCAAUGUGGACAUCAUGUCCAUUCAUUCUGGUCAAUGAGACAAGUGACGAACUGUUGACACCGAACGUUGUUGAUAACAAGAUUGACUACAAUAACUUUACUACUUGGCAGCGUAGCUGAGUAACAUAAUAAUUUUUAGUCCCAACAUAUACAUAUCACUAUUCGUAUACACACACACACACACACACACACACACACACACACACACACACACACACACACACACACACACACACACACACACACACACACACACACACACACACACACCACAUUUGCUGUACACGUUGAGCUAGCUUUGUGUACAUAUUAUUCAUAGAACGGAAGUGUGGUGGAGCAACUCAUUUUUAAUACAAAGUAUAGCAUUGAUCUUCUCGGUUUCAGUGAGUAUAUAUACAUUCCCACGCAACAGUAUACUGUACCGCUGAAAGAGAACAUGUUU